AACAUUAAACUAAGAUACUGGAAAACAAACAUAGAAACCGCUACUUUUCUUCUUUCUCUCUCCUGCAUAUCUCUCUCUCUCGCGUCCGAUCGAAUUUUCUGCUUUGCUCCGGCGUCCGACCGCGCGUCCAAGCGCGUGCCGGCGCUGGAGGCGUCUCUCUUCGUCCUCUAUCUCCAUCUGAUCUUUGCUUCGUCCUGGACCCAUCUCUCUCUCUGUUUUCUUCGUGGUUGUGUGCUGGAGAUCUUGUCGGACUCGUCUUCCGUGCACAAGGAGGUUCAGAUCCGGCGUAGUUCUGCUCAGUAUUGGAGUCCGAAGGCAGUGGGUGUGUCGGUUCCCAUGGCGGAGUCGGCUUUUUAGGGUUUGCAUUCGGCCCUUGGCUGUCUGGAGGGUCGGUAGCGCGUGGAGGCGUGUGUGCGGUUUGAGCAUCAGAUCCGGUCUGCAGUCGUGUGUCUGUUCUUGUCCAGUCUGUAGCUCGAGCGGUGGUGGAUUGUGGGUCUUCUCGUCUCUUCUUGGCGUAUUGAAGUGUCGAAGCCUUUUCUCUCCUCACCUUGGAAGCUUCAGAGGCUCUGUCUAGCUCGGGGCCGUGCUCAGCUGUCGACGCCGGUGUGUGCUGGUGUUAGCGGUGGUGGCUCGUGGAGUGAGGUGAUGAUGCGUUUUCGGUAGGAGUCGUCUAUGGCUCUCCGAUGCAUUGUCGCAUCCUAUCUUCCAAUUGUUCCUCUCUUCCCGAUUUCAGGUUUCAGAGUCAUCGUUGAAGUGUUGUCGGCUUACUUCUCGGUGUUUCCUCAGCUCUAGGUUCAUUGGUUUGUUGUUCCGUUGACACCGGUUCAGCUAUUAACGGCAUAUUGAUACUUGAGCUUCGGUUCUCGAAGUCGGUGUGUGGCAAGGUUUGCAGUGGUUUCAACUUGUCAUCUGUUUCUCACUCUCUCCUUGGUGUCUCCUCACGGCAAUGCAGUGCAUCCCGAUGCUGUGGUUUCUCUUGAAUCCUUGGCAGUGCUGUUUGCUAUCUUUUAUGCAGGUUGGAGCUUUCUUUGGUCCUGAAAUGGCUGCCGUCCCGUGCCCGUUUUUCUGCUCCCGUAUUAGGCAGUGGAGAUCGUGUGGUUUCUCUGUCCUUUGCGGCCUUUUUGUUGUAGCGGAAUUUUUCUUCAGGCGAUCGGAUCUUCUUCGGUAAGCUUCGGUUUGUCUCAUAUCCGCUAUCUUUUUCGUUGUGUGCUUCAGAGAUAAUCAAGAUUGCAAGGCUAGUAAGUUCAUCGGUAACUAGCUACACUGGAGGCAACGUGAAGAGACCCCGGCAACCGAAGAAAUGAGGCGAAUCUCUCCUCUUUACGGUUUUUGUCAAAGGUUGAGAACGGUGAUCGAUACUCAAUGAUGUAGGACUCUAUUUAGUGGAACGCGCCGGGGAUAUGGGUAGAGCGAAACUAGAUAGAAGAUUUCGGACUUGGAGAAAGAAAAGACGAAAACUCUGACAAAAGAGAUGAUGGAGUGGGAUAAUCAGCAGCAACCCAAUAACCACCACUCUUCAAAUCUCCAAGGGAUGGACGUUAAUGGCGGCUCUGGCUCAGGAGGAAUGUAUAUGAAGGUGAUGACCGACGAGCAGCUUGAAACUCUGAGGAAACAGAUUGCUAUCUAUGCCACUAUUUGUGAACGUCUUGUUCAGAUGCACAAAACACUCACUACUCAACAAGAUCUUGCAGGAGGGAGAAUAGGAGGUCUAUAUGCAGACACAACUAUAGCUCACAAGAUGACAGGUAGGCAGAGGUGGACUCCUACGCCAUUGCAGCUUCAGAACCUAGAGCGUUUAUUCGAUCAAGGCAUAGGAACACCGAGCAAGCAAAAGAUCAAAGACAUAACCGAUGAGCUUAGCCAACACGGUCAGAUUGCUGAACAUAACGUAUACAACUGGUUCCAGAACCGGCGUGCUCGUUCCAAGAGGAAGCAGCAUGGUGGUGUCGGCUCUUCUAGCCACAAAAAUGGUGAGGGUGAGGUCGAGACUGAAACUGAGACAUUGAAUGAGAAGAGAAAGAGACCAGAGAGUCUUGUUGUUCUUCCUGAAGGAAACGACGAUAUCAAUGACAUUGGGACAACAGCUACUACUAGUCCUAGGCCUGAAGACCUUUGCUUCCAGAGCCCUGAGAUGAGCUCGGAUCUUCACUUGCUAGGAGUCUUAUCAAACCCAAGCAUUUCAGGCUGUGAUCAUGUUGAAGACUUCUAAUUGUCAGAGAUCAAAGAAAUGAGUUUAGUAGCCAGCCUUAAGCAGUUUUAGACUUAAUUUUAUAUUUUCUGGGGUUUUAGUGGUAUUUUGGUUUUUGUUUUUUUCAUGGAAUGUUGAAUGGUCUCUUAGAGCUUGUGAUGCCUUUGAUAUUCUUAAUAAUAAUAAUAUUAACAGUA
Messenger RNA from Raphanus sativus (radish), 2385 nucleotides. RefSeq names its product WUSCHEL-related homeobox 13. Gene Ontology annotation, molecular function: DNA binding; DNA-binding transcription factor activity. The transcript is spliced from 4 exons. NCBI's taxonomy places the organism in Eukaryota, Viridiplantae, Streptophyta, Magnoliopsida, Brassicales, Brassicaceae. The coding region runs from base 1472 to 2209 and encodes 245 amino acids. The record is from RefSeq and is a predicted model, not a curated record.